AUGAGCUACUUCAUCGCCGCGAUCUCAAAUGGAGGGGGUGCCCCUGAGCAGGCCUACCGCAAAAUGCAAACGGCUGGUGCUUGCCCUGAAAAACCCUUUGCUGAGAUGUUUAAAUUUGAAGUUCCUUCUUUGACAGUCGGAACUCUGGACACUUUAAUGACUUUAAGUGACGAUCUUGUGAAGACAGACCAAGUUGUGGAGAGUAUUGUUCGAAAGAUCAUUGCAACAUCGGCAGAGCUUUUUGAGGGAAAGAGAAUUGAUCAUUCCGUCGGAGGUGUUCCACCUGCUCGUUAUAUCCAACAGUUCGCGUGGGACUCGGCGAAGUAUCCUAACCGGCGGCCAUUGAAAGAGCUUGUAGGCCUGAUUGCUGGAGGGGCAGCUGGAAUAGAAGAAGAAUUGAAGCAACUUACUGCAUCGUUUGCGGACAAGCAAAUAGCCUUACAAGAGGCACAUCGUCGGGGAGCUGGAAAUUUGAUGCAGGCUGAUUUGAACGAUGUUUUGACAGAAGAUAUUAUGCGAAGUGUGAACGUUGUAGACUCGGAAUAUUUGAAGACUGUGUUCAUUGCUGUGGGAAAAUCGACCAAGGAGAACUUCGAAAGCACUAUUGAAUCUAUUGGUAACGAACUUGUGGGAUAUGGUGGGCCAGACUGGAGUCGUGAUGGGUCCAAACUUGGAAAGCCAAUUUCGUUCGGAUCAUCAGUGGACCGUCACAAGGUUCGAGGAUCACCUGUUGUUCCUGGAUCCACACAAAUGGUCCACAAGGAUGAUGACAGUAUCCUCUACGCAGUUACCAUCCUGAAAGGGCAAUACGAGUCUGGAUAUUAUGAAGGAGAUCAAUUCCAAGCUGGAACAAAGAUUGACUUUGAAACUGAAUUUGCACAAGCAUGCCGCGAAAAGCGAUACGUGGUGCGUGAUUUCAAGUGGGAUUCCACGCAAGCUUCAAAAUCGGCAAUGGCAAGAGAGCAACUCCAAGUGGAAGUCGAUGGAAUGAAGAGUGCAUUGAUGAGAUGGUGCAAGACCCACUAUGGCGAUGCUUUUGUGGCAUGGAUGCACAUUAAGGUCAUUCGCGUGUUCGUUGAAAGUGUUCUUCGGUAUGGUCUUCCAGUUGACUUCACUGCUGUUCUCUACAAAAUUCACCCCGGGAAGGAUGGUGAUUUGAUGAAUGCUCUUGACAAAGCACUGGGAAAUGCCACGGAAGAGGACUUGGGAGACGACGAUGGUGAAGAAUAUCAUGAUUUCGUGUUGCUUAAGUUUGAUCCGUGA
Molecule: messenger RNA, 1263 nt
Organism: Cylindrotheca closterium
Lineage: Eukaryota; Bacillariophyta; Bacillariophyceae; Bacillariales; Bacillariaceae
Source: the annotation of a GenBank genome assembly